GUCCUCCCGAAACUUUUUUUCUGGUGCACUGUAUUUGAGACUAGCGGUUGGAGCUGAGAGUCGCAGGUGGCUCGUCCCCGCUCCCUGUGGGAACUCUGAGGGCUGCAGAACCCUUAGCGAGGACACCGGGACACCCCGGAACCUGGGAAUGGAGUCAGUGACCUUUAAGGAUGUGGCCGUGAACUUCACCCUGGAGGAAUGGGCUCUGUUGGGUCUUUCCCAAAAGAAGCUCUACAGAGAUGUAAUGCAGGAAACCCUGAGGAACCUAGUUGCCAUAGAAGAAACGUGAAGACCCAAACAUUGAAGACGAGUGCAAAAAGCCCAGGAAAAAUCUAAGAAGUCAAGUUAUAGACAAGCUCUGUGAAUAUAAUGAAGGCAAUCAAUAUGGUGAAAACUUCAGCCAGACACCGGAGCAUGUUAUAAGGAAGAAAACUCCCCUUAGAGUUUCACCAUCUGAAAGCUGUAUUUUGGAAGAGGUCCGCAAUAGUUUUUCAUCGGACAAGGUGACCCUCAGGGAUCGCACUGUGUUCAAACUUCAUGAGAAUCAGGAAUAUGGAGAGAGUCCUUUUCAUCAUAAGAAAAGUGGGAAACCCUUCAGUUGUCCACGAGACUUCAGGAAGCUUGAAAGGAUUCUAACUGGAGAGGAACCUUCUGAGUGUAAACAAGGUGGGAAUGACUUUACUUAUUCCACUUUACUUCAAAGGCAUAAAAGAAUUCAUAGUGGAAAGAAAUGCCAUGUAUGUAAGCAUUGUGGGAAAAUAUGUAGAAGUUCCAGUUCCCUUCAAAUACAUGAAAGAAUUCACACAGGAGAGAAACCUUACAUGUGUAAGCAUUGUGGGAAAGCUUUCAG
Molecule: messenger RNA, 850 nt
Organism: Chinchilla lanigera (long-tailed chinchilla)
Lineage: Eukaryota; Metazoa; Chordata; Mammalia; Rodentia; Chinchillidae
Product: zinc finger protein 69-like
Biological process (GO): regulation of DNA-templated transcription
Source: RefSeq, a predicted model, not a curated record